Bombus pyrosoma is the source of this 1755-nucleotide messenger RNA. Its product is annotated as probable cytosolic Fe-S cluster assembly factor AGAP009023. Gene Ontology annotation, biological process: iron-sulfur cluster assembly. The transcript is spliced from 8 exons. The record is from RefSeq and is a predicted model, not a curated record. NCBI's taxonomy places the organism in Eukaryota, Metazoa, Arthropoda, Insecta, Hymenoptera, Apidae. Gene Ontology annotation, molecular function: 4 iron, 4 sulfur cluster binding. The coding region runs from base 149 to 1627 and encodes 492 amino acids. Gene Ontology annotation, cellular component: cytosolic [4Fe-4S] assembly targeting complex.
UGAUGGUGUAAGUACAUACACCCCAGUAUAUGUACAAUCGGAGGAAAAAAUAAGCGGGCAGGUAGUGGAAAUACGUACAAUAUCAAUACAAGUUUCGUUGCGUGCAGUUUACUUAAAUGCCGCAUAACAAAUUCACAGAAAUAUAAACAUGACAUCGCGAUUUAGUGGAGCAUUACAAAUUACAAAUCUAGAUGACUUUAUUACACCCUCACAGGAAUGUAUCAAACCUAUAGAAAUUCAAAAGUCAAAAAGCAAAACUGGUGCAAAAAUAAAAAUUGAGGAAGACGGGACACCUUUUGCAUUAAAUGAAGCUGGACAAUCAGAAAAAUUACAGAAAGUUGAAAUCACACUUGCUGAUUGUUUAGCUUGUAGUGGUUGUAUUACAUCUGCAGAAAGUGUAUUAGUUACGCAGCAAAGUCAAGAAGAAUUAAUGCGAGUGUUUAAAGAGAAGGUUUCUCAGCGUCGUCAGAGCAAAGAUGAUGCAUGUUCAACAUUUAUUGUUGUCAGCCUUUCAGUACAAGCAGUAUUAUCCAUAGCAAAACAUUAUAGUCUUAAGCCAGAACAAGCGUUAAAUAAACUUGCUGGAUACUUUUAUCAGCUAGGAGCAGACAUAGUUUUAGAUAUGACUGUGGCUGAUGACUUUGCCCUUUUAGAGUCUGCUAAAGAAUUUAUAAAACGUUACAAAGCAGCUAAAGGGGGUGCAAAAAGUCAAUUACCCAUGUUGUCUUCUUCUUGUCCUGGUUGGGUUUGUUAUGCUGAAAAGACACAUGGCAAUUUUAUACUUCCAUAUAUAAGUGUUACAAAAUCCCCUCAACAAAUUAUGGGAUCAUUAGUCAAAUAUCAUUUAGCUGAAACUAUGGACCUUUUACCAGAACAAGUUUAUCAUGUUACUGUUAUGCCUUGUUAUGAUAAAAAAUUGGAAGCAUCUAGAGAAGAUUUUUAUAACUAUGAAAGGAAAUUUAGAGACGUAGAUUGUGUCAUAACUCCAAUUUUGUUUCUUUCCCUAGUUGAAAUAGAACAAAUGCUUAGCGAGUAUAAUGUGCCAAUAAAUGAAAUAUGUGAAAGAGAAAUUGAAAAAAAGUUUGAAUCGCAAAUGGAAAAUUUUAAAACCAAUUUACUUGGCCAUAGCGGUUCAGGAUCUGGAGGUUAUGCAGAAUUUGUUCUUCAUUAUGCUGCAAAACAUCUGUUCGAUGAAACAGAUAUAACAGUUGAAUUUAAAAAUCUGAGAAAUCCUGAUUUCCAAGAAGCAGUCUUUCAGAAAGAUGGCCACACAGUAUUAACAUUUGCAAUUGCUAAUGGAUUUCGAAAUAUACAAAAUCUUGUACAAAAAUUGAAACGUGGAAAGUGUUCAUAUGAUUAUGUCGAAGUUAUGGCGUGUCCCUGUGGAUGUCUUAAUGGGGGAGCGCAGAUUAGACCCUCAAGUAAUAUUCAACCACGUGAACUGGCGUUACAGUUAGAAUCUAUAUAUAGAGAACUUCCUCGGAGUAAUCCUGAGCAAAAUACAGUAGUGCAAAAUUUAUAUAGAAAUUGGUUAGGAGGAGAGUGUACAGAUAGAGCUCUGUCAUAUUUCCACACACAGUAUCGCGAAAUAAAGAAAUCAGAUACAGCUCUUGCCAUAAAAUGGUAAUUACACAAAACCUUUGUCGUUAACUUAGGUAUUUUCUGUAUAAUGUAUAUCACUCAAUGUAUUAUUUAAAACAUAUUAUAUUUACAUUGUCAAUUAUGGUUAAUUAAACAUUUACUAUAUUACCGUUA